This is a messenger RNA of Jaculus jaculus (lesser Egyptian jerboa), 1708 nucleotides long. RefSeq names its product lipoic acid synthetase (gene Lias). Gene Ontology annotation, cellular component: mitochondrion. The record is from RefSeq and is a predicted model, not a curated record. Gene Ontology annotation, molecular function: lipoate synthase activity; 4 iron, 4 sulfur cluster binding. The transcript has 11 exons. Gene Ontology annotation, biological process: lipoate biosynthetic process. Bases 104 to 1222 code for a protein of 372 amino acids. NCBI's taxonomy places the organism in Eukaryota, Metazoa, Chordata, Mammalia, Rodentia, Dipodidae.
GCCGCACCGCGUCCGUGGUGACUUGGGUUUUGUGUCCUGAGCCGAUCCCGGGAGUUGGUGGUCCCUGGGCCCCGUCACCCGCGCAAGACACGUAGAGAGGGGGAUGUCUCCACGCUGCGGGGAUGUCGCCCGCACACUGUGGCCCCGGGUAUUUGGAAGAUACUUAUACAGCCCAGGUAGAGCAUUAAGUUCCUUACCAGAUAACAAAAAGGAAUUUUUACAGAAUGGACCAGACCUUCAAGAUUUUGUAUCUGGUGACCUUGCAGACAAAAGUACUUGGGAUGAAUAUAAAGGAAAUUUAAAACGCCAGAAAGGAGAAAGGUUAAGACUGCCUCCCUGGUUAAAGACAGAGAUACCCAUGGGCAAAAAUUACAACAAACUGAAAACUACAUUGCGGAACUUAAAUCUCCAUACGGUGUGUGAGGAAGCACGAUGUCCCAAUAUUGGAGAGUGUUGGGGAGGCGGAGAAUAUGCCACGGCCACAGCCACCAUCAUGUUGAUGGGAGACACAUGCACAAGAGGUUGCAGAUUUUGUUCUGUUAAGACUGCAAGAAACCCCCCUCCCUUGGAUGCCAACGAGCCCUACAAUACGGCAAAAGCAAUUGCAGAGUGGGGUCUAGACUAUGUCGUCCUUACGUCUGUAGAUCGUGAUGAUGUGCCUGAUGGGGGUGCCGAGCACAUUGCAAAGACUGUGUCACACUUAAAGGAAAGGAACCCAAAAAUUCUGGUGGAAUGCCUCACCCCUGAUUUCCGAGGAGAUCUUAAAUCAGUGGAAAAAGUUGCCCUGUCGGGAUUGGAUGUGUACGCGCAUAAUGUGGAAACAGUUCCUGAAUUACAGAGGAAAGUUCGGGAUCCCCGGGCCAAUUUUGCCCAAUCGCUGCGUGUACUGAAACAUGCCAAGGAGGUGCAGCCCGCACUUAUUUCCAAGACAUCGAUCAUGUUGGGCCUAGGAGAGAAUGAUGAGCAGGUGUAUGCAACGAUGAAAGCCCUUCGUGACGCUGAGGUGGAUUGCCUAACUCUAGGUCAAUAUAUGCAACCAACAAAGCGCCAUCUUAAGGUUGAAGAAUAUAUUACUCCUGACAAGUUCAAAUAUUGGGAAAAAGUCGGAAAUGAACUUGGGUUUCAUUAUACUGCAAGUGGCCCUUUGGUGCGCUCUUCAUAUAAAGCAGGCGAAUUUUUCCUGAAAAAUUUGGUGGCUAAAAGAAAAACAAAAACACUAUAAAAUUUAGACAAGACCUUCAAGAUCACAGAAAUUUUAAAUUUUUGCUUCCAGCUGAGUGUGGUGGCACUUUUAAUCCCAGCACUUGGGAAGAAGAGGAAGGAGGAUCAGUGUGAGGUUGAGGCCAGACGCUACCAUGGUGGGGGGGGGAGAUAAACCUUUUCUCCAGAGUUUUGCUUCCAGCUGGUACCAAGGUGAUGUCAGCCUGCUGACGUCAGUGGAUACACACCGACUUAAAAAAAAACUUGUCCGAUCCAGGCAUGGUGGCACAUGCCUGUAAGCUCAGCUUGUGGUACAGAGUCACGAGGAUCACCAUAAUGAAUCUCUGACCACCCCAGCAGCCUACACUACAGUGUAAGACUCUGUUGCAAAAAAAAAAAAUUUGUAAGUAAUACAUAUUUAAUUAUAGUAAUUCAUUUGACUUUUGGCUUUUAGCUUCUUUGUCUAAAUAAUUGCUUGCUAUGAUGUAAUCAUAGAACGUCUUUGGAA